Molecule: messenger RNA, 1332 nt
Organism: Camponotus floridanus (Florida carpenter ant)
Lineage: Eukaryota; Metazoa; Arthropoda; Insecta; Hymenoptera; Formicidae
Exons: 4
Coding region: 67-726 (219 amino acids)
Source: RefSeq, a predicted model, not a curated record
UCAAGAGACACAGAAGUGGUUCGGCCGAGUUGUUAUACACCUUUGAGGUCUCCAUUGUUGCACAGGAUGAGUCCUAGAAAUUCUGAAAUCUUUCGUCAUCAGCAAUAUAAUUGUCACCGGAAAAUGUCACAAGAUGAUAAUGAUGCUGAGAGUCUUUCCUUUGAUAUCAAUAAGAGCAUUAGAGAAAUAAAAUCUCUAUGCAAAACUACACUUGUGCGAGUGGAAGAAUUGAGCAGUAAAGUUGAUGUCACAAUUAUGAAUCAGACGCGACUCAACCGGUCUCUUCUUCCAGCUGAGAAAAGAAUUAUUCGUCCAUCAGAUCUACCGGCUCUUCCUGUUUAUACAGAGGAUGAUCUGAAAGCUAUGGAGAGAUUUUUGGAAGACGAAUCUAAUUUGUCAGCAAUGGUUCAUUAUUUGGCUUCAUUUUCCUUGAAUAAAAUUGAAGGAAAAGCAGCUGCUCAAGUUAUGGCAAAGUUGAUAUCUAAUGUACUGGCCUGUUCCUACAAUUUUAAGGAUACUGACGGAAGUGGAAAAAAAGGCUUUCAAAAUCUGCAUCUUUGGGAGGUGGUUCAAGGUGUGAUACAAAUGCGAUUUCCUGAGAGUGAUCUCUCAGAUGCCAAAGAUUCUGUGAUGUCCUGGUUGCGAAAUGCUCCCUGGCGGAAGCAAGAGAAAGGAUCUAACACUGGGAAGAGGAAGAGCAAGAGCUUUCUAAAAGAAAGCUCUUAAGUACUUAAGAAAACAAGACAAUAAGUUUUUUCCAGUGUUACCUGUAACAUGUGAUAUUUUUUGCUGAUAGUGAUAUAGGGUUAUGAUAUAGGUAUAGGUUGUCUAUUAGUGAUCAAAAUAAUUGUAAUGUCCAUUAGUUAUUUAAGGCGCCCAGCGCAGAUGUAAAAUGGGCCGUUUCUACUUCCGAUUUUUUUUUAGAUUUACAUGCACUAUUUACACGAGAUGUUUUACACGAGCAACAAAUACGAACAACUGUCUAUAUACGCUUGCUAUAUAAGAUCUUAUUGCUUUAUCGUGUUACUCUUUUAUAAAAAUUUUUUUAUGAUUUCUUUAUUGCACAAGCCACUCUAUGUGAUCACUUUUUGUGCAAUUAUUAUAAACUGAUUCAUAUUUGAGUGUAAGAUUUUAUUUCCAUGAUUAAUUUUUUAAUUUUCCACAUAUUAAUUGCGAUUCUUGUGCACAUAUUGCUUUUUUAUUGGACAAAACACAAAAGUAGAGAAAUUGGAAGUACUUAUUUGGUCCUAAAAUAUUUAGUUUUUUUACACUCGAAAUUUCAAUACUCGAAUAAUCGAUUUACAUUUCUAUUUGUUUUUUUAGCCCCAUAUU